AUGCUUUCGUACGGAGAGUGUCAAAAAAUAUUGGAAAAUGCACAAGGAAGUGCCGUUAGAGUCAAGCUGUUGGACUACCGCUUGGUCAGGGAUCUCAGUGCGAUCGGUUACCUGGGGGAUUACUACGCACUGACGCUAAGAUAUUGCCAUGAGGAAGAAGAAAUCAUUAGGGAAAUUGAAUUCUUUGUAAAGGCUAUGCCCCAGCAAAGUGCGGAAUUGGCCAAAGAAAGUAUUUUCCAAAAGGAGUCCUGGCUCUACGACACUCUCAUAAAAAAACUGCAAGCUCUUUCCAACGUAAAGUGGAGUCCAGAUUGCGUUUACAGCCGAAAAGACCUAAUGGUACUCGAGAACAUUAAGCUAAAGGGUUUCACAGCAGCUGGAUCCGCAGAACUUAAUGAAAAGUUCAUGAAACCAUUAAUUAAAUCAGUUGCCGCAUUUCAUUCUGCCAGCUUGGUCUACGAGCAUCAGACAAAAACCAAUAUAGGUCACACCUACGGUGAUAACUUGUUAGAGAUCACCGUAGACUCUGAAAUUGCCUGGUUCACUACAGGACUCUCGGCUGUUCUAGCUGUAGUUCGAAGUCUUGACAAGUAUCAGGGAAAUAGGGAGCAAUCUUUCAUCGAUGACAAACUUAUGGGCAUAAUGGGGAGAAUCUACGAGCAAGCGGCACCUUCGAAAAAAUACAGGAAUGUCCUGUGCCAUCGAGAUCUUUGGGCUGGUAACAUUUUCUUUCCCCCGGAAAAUUCUGGGCCGGCUUUACUGAUUGAUUUUCAGACUUGCCGUUACGCUCCCCCAGCAUCCGACCUCAAUUUUUGCCUUUACAUGAAUUUAAGCUCAAGCAAACGCACGCAAAUGGAGAAGAGAGGCAUUGACUUGUACCACACAUAUAUGCUGCAGAACCUCUUGGAAUUGGGCCUUGAGGAACUGGCGAUCUCCAAGUCAGAGCUGCUGGAAUCCUAUGAAGAGUUUCGGUUAUUCGGAGUGGUCUACAGAGCGGUAGCUGCUACGGUCGUAAAGGUCCCCACCGACUUCGUAACCAACGAUUUUAAGUAUGUGGACCGCAGUAAGGUUAUCCUCUCUUACAUGAAAACAAGCCCAGAAUUCGCUGCCUAUAUGGAGGAGUGCUGUGUGGAUGUCAUGGAAAUGGCCUUGGCCAGGGCGAACAUGUGAGGAAGUCUCGUUAUACUGCUGAUACUGCUGAUAAGAAAGAGAGUUUCACUAGCUGUUCGCUAAGGUGAUAACACGUUAUUGUAAAAAAUAGGACAAAUAAAACCUGUCACCGAAUCUUAAAUACUCUUUUAUU
Drosophila simulans is the source of this 1303-nucleotide messenger RNA. RefSeq lists its product as uncharacterized. Lineage: Eukaryota; Metazoa; Arthropoda; Insecta; Diptera; Drosophilidae. The transcript has 3 exons. Bases 1 to 1170 code for a protein of 389 amino acids. The record is from RefSeq and is a predicted model, not a curated record.